Xyrichtys novacula (pearly razorfish) is the source of this 44632-nucleotide messenger RNA. The record is from the annotation of a GenBank genome assembly. Lineage: Eukaryota; Metazoa; Chordata; Actinopteri; Labriformes; Labridae.
ACAGCAUCUUACUGCCAGGAGAAGGAAGCAGUCCAGGAGAGAGACACACACUUCUCCCCACACACACACACUCACACAGACACACACAGACUCACACUCCGCUCCGGAGGAUCUAAGCAGCUGUUUCCAGGAGCGCCUCCUGCAGCCUGGGCAGGUUUUUGGAUGUUUGGACUUGAUGUGCCUUCACAUGGAGGAAUCUGGAGUGUCUGGUGUUUCAUGUUUCGUUCUCUAACCUGUAGCAGCAGUGCAGGACUCGGGACUCGGGACUUGGACUUGGACUUGCUUUGGCGUUGAAACCGUGACUCUGGAUUCUGGAGCAGAAAACUCCCCUUAAAGGCGAUUUCUUCCUCGUCUGUUCCUCGUAGGAUCAUGCUGUGCACCUGCUGUCUGUAGAAUGACUGCUGUCAACAGUUUGGAGUGUGUGUGAGAGCCAGCGAGUGUCUCUUUCUGUUUGUGUGUGUUGUGUGGUGCGUGUGGAUGUGUGUGCAUCAGGAUGAGCGUUCCCAUGUUAAAGAUUGGCGCGGUGCUCAGCACCAUGGCGAUGGUUACUAACUGGAUGUCCCAGACUUUGCCGUCGCUGGUCGGACUCAAUGGAACCAUUGUCUCUCCGGAUGGCACACAUGAGCGGAUCGUCAGCGUACGUACUCUCCAAACACACUCACACACCUUUUGAGUUUUUAUAUCUGCAGGAACCAAAAGAGCAGAAGUUUCCUGUGUUUGCUCAGCCACCGCUCUUUGUGCAGUUCAUGUAAUCACAUCAGCUCUCCUGACUGUGACUAAUCAGAGAGAAAUUGCUUCUUUUGAAUGGUGGCAGAAAAACUCUAAUAGGAUCCAGAUGAAGGAGAAAGAGAGUGAAACCCAGGAAUCCUCACAUUCAGGAAAAUGCAGAAGAUAUUUGAUCAGCUCAUUGAUGCAGAAAAUAGACGAGAGGAGAAGAAGAAAAGAUUAGUGGAGAAGGACAGAAGAGGGCUCAGGGAAACGGAUCUGGAGGAAUAUUUAAAAAUAGAGCGCAGCAGGAGGAAUUAAUGAACACGUAUAUUAACAUUUUCUGUCCGUAUGAGUCAGAGAACACGUGCAACACACAAGUAACGCACACAUCCAGGUUUAUGUACACUGAGGGUUAAUGGGAUUGCCCCCUCCAUGACUUCCCGGGGUGACAUUUCCUCAGGGGAUGACUGACUCACCUCUGGGACUGCCAGCAAUUUGUUGCCUUAGCAACACAUUGGAUACCCCUGUUACAUGCACAUACACGGGGCCAGUGCGCACACACGGAUUUCCAAACUCUGUGUUUGCCAGUGUGUGUGUGUGUGUGUGUGUGUGUGUGUGUGUGUGUGAGUUUGUGCGUGCUUUGGGCUUUGCAUGAUUUAGCUCUCUGGCUUGAGAGGCACCUCACAGCUGCUGUGUGGCUGUACUUUGCAAGUUCAGCAAAGUGCACACAGUCUGAUGCAAGCAGACGCCUACACGCAACCAAACACACACUCACACACACACACACACACACACACACACACACUCGCACACACACGGACGAGAGCUGGCGGGGAACAGAUGGAGAUGUGAGUGGUGCAGUAUUGCUCCGUCUUGCUCCUUUCUGAGGAUGACAGACAGACGGGGUCUUAAAUCUCGCUCUGUUGUGUUGCCCUGGAUCAGCUGAAUGUAAUUGUGAGUUAGAUCAGCAGUUCUCGCCUCGUCCGUCUGAUGUUGGUUUCCUGCUCUGUCAGAGGGGUUCAGGUCCUCCUCUCUGUUUUUGGUUGUUGGUCUGUCUUAUAAAAACGUUUUCUACCUUAAACAUUUUGAACAUUCAGAUCUUCUUCUGCAGUGACAUUAUUCUUUCGCUCUAGCUUUGUGUCGACAAAGGUCUGAUUCAGUGGUUUUGCUUCACUAUCUCUACCUCUGUGACCGUGAAUCCUGCUCUGGACAAACAUUAUCUCCCUCUUAAGUGCUCCGUCUUCCAUGACCCUUAAAUCUCCGUUACAGAAUCAUCAAUCACCUUCAGUUUGAACAGGAUCAAUCACCUUUGGCUCUCUUCCUCUCUAACAUCCUUUACCCUUACUUCUCUGUUUUAGCAUUAUCCAUCACCUCUAAUGAUCUAGAUGCAUAUCUAGAUCACUCUUCUCUAACUUAAGUCAGUUUCAGUGUUAGCCAUGACCUCAGGUUCUUUGUGACAACAUUAUCUGUUCUUCUUAGAGCUCCUUUUGAAACAUUAUCCCAUUUUCUCUGUUGAACACUUCCCUGUACAUCAUCUCUUUAUACAUUAUCCCUAACUCUAUGUCCCUAAGUCUCUUCUUGUACAGUAACAUCCUUGACCCGUCUGUGUUUCAGCAUUAUCCAUCACCUUUAGCUCAUAUCUAGAGCACUCUUCUUGAACUUGAGUCAGUUUCAGUUCAUGCCAUGAUCUCAAUUUUUUCAUGACAACAUUAUCUCCCUCUUGAGCGCUCCGUCUUCCAUGACCCUUAAAUCUCCAUUACAGCAUCAUCAAUCACCUUCAGUUUGAACAGGAUCAAUCACCUUUGGCUCUCUUCCUCUGUAACAUCCUUUACCCUUAUUUCUCUGUUUUAGUAUUAUCCAUCACCUUUAGCUUUUCACAUUAUCUGUUCUUCUGAGAGCUCCUUUUCUAACAUUAUCCGCUGAUAAAAUUCCUCUGCUUUAGCAUGAACUGCUCUCUGUUUGAACACUUCCCUGUACAUCAUCUCUUUAUACAUUAUCCCUAACUCUAUAUCCUUUUUUAACAUCAUUUUUGACCUUUUGUAGCACACUUGCUGAACAUCGAUUCUAAUCUCUCUGUAAUAAUAAUAAUACUUCUCUGUAUUACUGUUAUCCAUUACAUUGAGCUCUGUUUCAACAUUAUCAGUUAAGUUCUGUAUUUUUCAGUUUUAUCCAUCACCUCACAUUCUCUGCUUCUACAUUAUCCAAUACCUCCAACUUUUAGUUAUCUAUUGAUUUUGCCUCAUUAACAUUGUCCAGUAUCCAAACUGCCUUAAGAUCAUUAAAUUAUUGAUCAUUUUGAUUUUAAGCUGUCACGUUCAGCUAACUGCCGCGACUUUCUCAUGUUCAGGUGAUAAAGCUGCUUCAGUUUUUGUCGGACUGCUCUGUAAUAUUUCCAUUAGGGCUGCACGAUAAAUCAAUUUCUAAAUCAUAAUCGAAUUAAUUGAUUUUGACGAUGUUAAAAAAUUAAAAUCCUCAAAUCGAUUUUCCUCUUUAUCAUGUCUCACGCCUCCAGGUCACCGUAGGCUCCUCCCCCGUCCUGCGGGAGCGCUCCCCAGUUCCCACCCACAUGUGUGUAAAUAAACAUGGCGUUUGCAAAAGAAGGCAAUAAUUGAUGAUAGUGAUUGAUAAUAGAUGAAGAGUAAACCACUCCCCGCUGUAAAGUCUGUCUGAAGGCGGUAUCAACCCGUCACCACGGAAACGAAUUCAGGAGGAAACGCUAAAGUUUUUUGUCGUAUCGGUGUUUCAGGUGACUGUAAACGGUACUUUUUGAAAACGGGUCAGAGAGUGAAUAAAUCUGUAAACGACGACCAUUUCAUCUCCGUGUGGAUGUCUAUCUGCAUCUCUGGAAACGAUCAUGUGACACACAGAGUAACUCUUUUAUGGCGCCAAAACAACCUUUAAACACAUGCUCUGUACUCUUCUUCUGUCUUUGGUGCAUUUCCUGUGCAGCGUUACAGCGCCACUUACUGGCUUGGCGUAUGAACUACAUCGUUUUCAAAGGUUUCGUCCUCCAGCACCCCUAAAACCGCCCCCCCUUGGGUUUGAACCCGUCUGCUGGAGGACAGUUUUUAGUCUCUAAAAUUAGCUCUAACUUUUAUUGAAGCUAAUUUUGUCUCUCUCUCUUUGACUCUGUCUGUUCAGCGCCGUUAUCGCUCAGUUCUCUGUAUACAUAUAUAUUUACACUGAUCACAAUCUGCUUAUCUGCUCGGCUUGAUUUUUAUCAUCUCCUCCUUGUGUGAAACGAGCCCUCGGGUGCUGUACGUCCUCCUCUGUUUCAUUACACGCAGCAUUCGACCCAAACUAUGCUUAUAUUCUCAUCCCGUCCACGUCUUCCCGUUUAAACCCUUUUACCCCCGUCACCUUCAUUGUCAACACGACGUCAAGGUUAACACACCAAACGCAGCUGAUUGAUUUACCAAAUGUUCCCCUUCAGGCCUCCUCUGUCCUCCUCGGUUGUUUUUGUCCGGGGUUUGUAGGGCAGCCUCUCAGGGAGAUUAUUGUGACAGGCUGGUGUGCAAGCUCGAAGCCAUUCCUUUGUGUUAUUCCAAAAUGUUCAAAGUAAGUAGGUCAAACAGAAGACCUGCUUAAAUCUCACCAGGAUGAGCUCACAUGUGCUCUCCUCUAAUGUGUUGUGUCUCGUGGUCAGACGUCUGGACCUCAGGGAACAAAAUGUGUCACCUCAGCACUCCAUAACGAGGUCCAGAAUAGCUCUGAGAAUUUUAAAACAGGAGUGCAUGUCAUUAUAUAACAACAAGGUGUUUCUUUAGAUCUAUUUAUGAAUGCGAGGGUCAUGGCAGCUUUGAAAACGAGCUCGUUAUGAAGAAUCCACACUUUCUCUGUUCUGCCAAAGAGCUUAAAAACAACUGAAACAACAAGACACGUCUGAACACCUACGACUGCAGUGUCUGUACCACUACAGGUUCAAUAUCGAGGUAUUUUGACUUACAGAGCUGUCUGUCCGUCUGUCUGAAAGUACGAGAUCUGCAUUCAUUCAUGGAGCUUCUUUUAUUGGGAUUUUAAGCAACGACCCUUUAGAGGCGAGGCAGUAAAGCUACAGUCAUUGAUUAACACACAACAUCGAUAUAAUCACCGUUCAGGUAAUUAGGCUGAACUUGUUAGUUUAGUUAACAGCUGCUGAUGUACAAAUAAGAAGAAGACACACACUAACACUGGUUAUUGAGAGAAGUUCUUUUUAUGUUACAAGCCAGGAUAGAACAUACCCGACAUACGUACCAUGAAAUGGACCCGAAUUACUUCAGCCUGGCUGGGCCAUCCAGUUCCGUGAAUCACUUGCCGUUCCUCCCAACAACAGUCUGGAGCCCUAAAAGUGGGCGGGAGUACUUUACUUGAUAGACAGACUACUGUAACCAAUCACCCUAACCAAACAUCUGACGUCAUCACAGUGAGCAACUGUGUUCCCUGCUGGGCUCUCAAGCAUCAAGUAAAGGUUUGGUAAUAUUUCAACGUGUGCGAGCAAACAACGUCUUUUACGUCUUCUUCUGCGGAUAUAAACGAUUUCUGCCAAAUUUGCAGAGUCAGCUGCAGAAUUAACGGCGUUCUGAAUGAACGGCGCGUUGAAAAGUCCUGCAGCAUGUGUUAGAUGUCACCACUACACAUGGACCAAUCAGGGGCUGUGUUUCCCUGUUGUCAGGGGAACAGUGGAAACACAGUCAGUGAUUGGCCCGGUUAUUUUCUGAUUUCUAAUACACACUCCCAAUUGGCCGAAGUCCAGACUGUUGUGGGAAGGAACAGCAAGUGAUUCACACAACUGGAUGGCCCAGCCAGGCUAAAAUUACCUGUAGCAUGUAGACUGGUAGACGGUAGAGUUGUUCCGAUUCCGAUACCAGUAUCGGAAAUUGCUCCAAUACUGCCGAAAAUGCUGGCAUCAUUAUCGGCAUCGUUAUCACUGGGUACGAAAAAGAAAAUCUGUUAUUAAAGUCUCAUCAUUUACACGUUAGUCCAAUAACAGGGAGAUGUAAACUUGUUUAAAUGAUCAGUUCUCUUAUUUUAUCCCAUCUCAGUGUCGACCUCUGCCUCAGUGAGACUUUUGACUCUGUUUUUAUCCCUUGAUUAUCAAAAAGUAUCUCCAUUAUAAUACAUUUAUUAUAACGUGCUGUAACUGAGACCUGAGGGUGCUACAUUUUAAUUAAAUUUAUAAUUAUUUGUACUGUUUAACAGUCUGAAAACAGGAACAACCUAGCAGACAAAGUGAGUGUGAACGUAUUGGAUGGUGGAAAACGUUUUCUGUCUUUGGUCGUUUAUGCAGCGCCUUCCCCGCUCCAUCGAACUGAUCUGAAUAUAGUCCAAUCACCAUACAGGUGCAACGCCGUAAUUGCAGUAUAUGCAGUAAAAUGACAAAUUCGUCAUGUGUGUCGUUGUAUAAGAGCAGCAUCAGACUCUGACAAGCGCCUGAGGCAGUAUGUAAAUCAAGCUGAAGCAGCCACCUCAUGGUUUAAUACGCAGGAUUAAACUCUCUGUACCUAUUAUACUGAAUGAUGGGACUUUGAUUGGAGGAAUGGCGUCUGUGUUUGGUAUUGAUCUGGCAAGACAGCUUAUCACCUUGAUAAGUGAUCUGAUGCUUCACUGUUGUGAGAUCUCAGAAACAACAUCCGACAUACUGAUGAAUAACUCAUGACCUGCAGGGCUGAGCAAUUUGAUCGAUUCUGGGAUAUAAAUCGAUGUUUGUUUUUUCCCAGAGUAUCGAUUUUUCAGAUGUGAGUAUCGAUACAUUAACUCUAAUUAAAAUCCCACUAGUUAUGCCCGGUUAGCUCUCCGCUAGCUGCCCCACCUCACCCUGUUCGCUGUGAUGGAAGAGCGUUUAGGUCAGCCAGGCGCUGGAGUUGCUGUAGAGCAUUUCUAGCAAGUAUCCCGUCUAGAUACUGUCUUUACACAGAAGAAGUCGGGGCGAGGAGAUUCAAGAAAAUGGCGGGGAAUAUAACUCCAGCACUGUCAUGCUUAAACGUAAGGAUGCACCGAAAAUUCGGCCAUCAAAAAUAUUCUGCUGAAAAUGGCCCAAAAGUGCAUCUUCAAUAUUCGGCAGAAACACUUUUGUCACCGAAUGUUGUGACGACGCAAGCAAAAAAAACACAACCAGCACAUGCUUGUCUGGAUAAGAGCUGACAUAUCUGCCGUGUGGACGUAUUUCAGUGUAUCUGAGAACUACGGAUAGCGAUCAGCAAAACGUGUAAUGCUAACAUUCAGGGUGCAUCUGCAAAGAGUUUCUAAUUCUUCAUCUGAAAUCCAAACAUCCUGAUCGCCAUUCUGAAUAUAAGAACGCUGCAAGUUAAUGUUAAUUUAGUAUUUAACAAAAAUAUGAAUUUAUACAAUUGUGAUGCUUUGAUUUUAGUCAUAGCCAUAAAUGCAAUGGUUCCAAUAUUUGGCAUAUUCAUUUCUCUCGGUUUUCAGUCAUGGUUUCCUCAUUUCGGUUUCGGCAUUCCUUCUUCAAAGCAGAUGUGUGGGAACAUUUGGGUUUUAAAAGGAAGAAGGAAAGCGUCGAUUUAGAUCAAAGUUUGGUGGUUUGCAAUCUGUGUCACACAAGAGUGAAAUAUUCUGGAAAUACAACCAACCUACGAGCGCACCUAAAACGUCACCACCCGGACAAGGUAACGCACGUUUGCUGAAUAUCUUGAUAAAUAAAAUAAAUAUCGUUUUGUGAAAUUGGUUUAUCACUGCAGAUCUAAUGACCUGUUGACUUUAUCUCUCUGUUUGUAAACUUAAUCCCUCUCUGGCUGCUGCUCUGAUUGAACAUAAAACUCUCUUGUUGUAUUCUUGUACAGUUUAAUUUGUUGGAACCAAAGUGGAUUAAAUGUGAAUUAAAUUUGUGGUGUAAUGAGAGUAGAAGCAGACUCAUGCACUCGCAGACUGUGAGUUAGUAAGAAAUCCGUUGGGGAGCCGGUGACUUUUUUUUUGCCAGAGAGAACAGCAGCUCUGGAUGUAGACCCGGGGAUGGAACCUCUCCAGUCCUGCUGAAAGCGUUCCUGGACUCAGACGUGUGGGAGAUGUCACAGCUGAUUUAAACUACGACUGAAAAACGUCUAAUUUAGUUACAGAUGUCUGUGGUGAGGAGCGGAGCGAGCGUGCACUUACCUUCUGACAAACCUGGAUGGACACUUAAAUUACAAUAUUUGUCUGGUACAGAGCUGCAGAGAGCCUGCUGAGAUUUAGCAGCAGGGUGGAAAUAGACAAAAACAUUGUUAAAAGAGAAAUGCUUGUCCUCCCGCCUAAAUACAGCCUGACCUGGAUAGCAUGCUGAGAUGCAGCGGAAAUGUGUGAUGUGUUGGAUGUACGAAACAAACUGUUUCAACUGGAUGACUCAUUAGUUUCCUUUGAAAAAAAAAACACCUUGCAAGAAACAGUCGCACCAAAAAUACUCAAAACAGCAUCAGGAAUGAAAAAUAGAUCAAAACAAUUCAAAGAGACGGUUAAAUUUAACUCCAGGUGUGGCAUAAAAGCGCCUUUUUAAAUCGUGUCUAUUGUCAUGUCACUCUCGUAUCAAAGUACCGACUCUGAAGCAAAGAUCGCUGCUCUCCUAUACGCUGUAAUCCUCCACCUGUGCUCCGAGCCCUUUUAUUACUCUAUAUGUGCUGCAGGGUUGAUAUGCAGCCUGAAGGGAAGCAGCUCCUGGGGUGGAGGGGUGGAGGGGGUGAUUCAUGGCAAGUUAUUCCAGAGGCCCCCGGUGCCUGUGAAGCUCGUGUUGUUUGCACAUGAUAUAGGGGAACAAACGGUGAAUCUGAGCGUACGGUCGGUCUUAUCUGGUUCACAAUCAGGAAUAAACCGGGACAUGAGGACCUGGAUGAGGAAAUUACAACCAGAGGCUUCAUGUCCACGGGAAGCUGAAAGAACCUUUUUUUUUUUCCCACUCCAAGCUUCAGGUGGGCACCCUCCUUCAUUCAGGGUUGGGGUCCUUUUUCUUCUUCUGCUUUGCUCAGCGGUCUCUGAUAGAAACUCGAUGACUUGUCAGAAGGCCCGUCCUCACACUCCCGUUCCCUUUCAAAGUUUGGUUGUGGACGCGGUAGGGUUGUAACGAUAUAAAAAUUUCACAUCACGAUUAUUGUGACCAAAAUUAUAUCACAGUUUUUAAUAUUAUCACGGUAUUGUUGAAAUAUGUUCAAAAUGUAAGAAUCUUUAGUGUUUGAAAAGAUCGACUCUAACAAAUAUAAAACAGAACAACACGACUAUAUAGAACAAAAACAACCACAUGUAAACAAAGGUGAAGUUCAGGUGUUUAAAAUAACAUCAAAUAUGUAAACUAAUCAGAUGAACCGAUUGUCUAUUUUCUUCUGCUGCUGACUUUGUUCACUACUUGAGAUUGAAAUGUAAAAAUGUCAGCAGAUUUACUUGGUCUUGAGUCGUGAUCUGCGAGGAGAAACGAUGUUCCCGCUGACACUGAAUAGCCUCUCGGACGGCGAGCUGGUUGCUGGGAUGCAGAUGCAGAACUGCCUGCAAAACUGACCUCCGCCAUGUUUACAAGUUGCGGGAAUAAUCCCCGGUUUUAACGGUAAUUAAAAUUUGAAACGCAUUAGAAACAUAUUGACCACCCCUACAGGGUUGUGUCUCCAAGUGUAGCUGCCUCGGGACAAACUGAUUUUGCAGUCAGUGAUAAUCUUAACAUUUCUGCAAAAACUGUGAUUUGAUUCAUAAUUUAUUGAAUGUUUGACGACUUUAAACCACAAGUGAUCAGGAUGUUUUCAGUCCGGACGUUACGGUGCGAAUUGUUUCCCUACGAAAAGUCAAAUAUGAGCGUCUUUAAUGUCAAAUGAGUUUUACUGAGUGUGGCGACCAUUAGAAGAGUGAGCACCACCAGCUGUUGGUCCUGACCUGCACCAUGUCACCUGUGCUUGUUUACAUCCAGGUAGUAGAGCAUAUAAGAGAAGAGGACUCCAGCUUAGGUGCAACAUGUGUCAGGCCUGCAGUAAUAAAUACAACCAUGAGUUAAAUGGAUAAUUAAUUCCAGUAUGAAUAAACAAGGGUGAUGUUUAAUGACUUUGAUGACUGGUUUGGUUGGUUGAUGAUGAAUUUAGAGCGUUCAUGUACGUGUAGGUGGAGCUUGUACUCAGAUAUAUCAGCUGAAGUCUUUGAUGUUUCAUGUUAUUCUCAUAAAUGUUCUCCAGUGUCGAGAACAAACACAUAAAAACGUCUGUUUACCUGACGUGUUUCUUUGUUGAUGUUCUCUCCUGUCAAAUGCUCAGCUGACAUGUUUACCUGCAGUGUCUUGUUAACAUAAACAUGCUUGUGUGUGUUUGUGUUUGUGUGUGUUUGUGUUUGCAGGGUUUGUACCCGGGCUCAGAGGAGGGCUGGCAGGUGUACAGUACGGCCUCAGAUCCUGACGGCAGGUGUGUUUGCACAGUGGUAGCUCCGGCACGAAACCUCUGCAAACGGGACCCUCGGAGUCGACAACUACGGCUCCUGACCGAACAGGUGUGUGUGUGUGUGUGUGUGUGUGUGUGUGUGCGUGUCUGUUUGUUUGUUUGUUUGUGUCUGAGUGACUCCUGAUUGCAGCCCUGCAUGUUUCAGCGGUCAGCAUUGUGAUGCUGAGCGGGAUGGAGAGGCAGCGUACUGGAAUAAAAUAUUCACUGGACUGUCUCUUUGUUUUGACACUCGGAGGAACACACAUGAAGAGACACACACUCUCACACACACACACACACACACACUCACACUGAGGUCUCACUGACAGAUGUAUUCCUGAUACAUCAGUAGCUGUAUCCUCUAAAGACGCUCAGUCAUUCAACAUGCCAAAAGAGUUUAAACUCAAAGGACUCGCUGACAGAUGGGUGGGGAGGAAACGUUUACUUCUAUAUGCAGCUCUACGCCGCGCUCUACGUGAGGCGUUGAGCGCUUUAAUGCGCUUUCACUCGUGUGUUUAUGUGCAAAUUUGCAUCUGGCUGUGUAAGCAGAUUCCUCUGGAUGUAUAUAUGUGCAUCCUGAGACAGAAGUAAAUGUGAUUUGUGACAGAAGUCGAUGAAUUAUUGAACACUUUCAGGCCAGCAAACAUUUUCCGUGUGGAGGCUCACUCACCGGGAAACACGCACUCUUAUUCUCGCCGGGGUAAAAGUGCAGCUCAGCACAUUAAUGAAGACAUCAUGAGGAUUAUAACUCCUUCUCUAAGGAGACGGACACUAUCUGGACUUCUCUUCUGUUCUCACUCUUGGAAAAUUGGAUCUUAAUUAGCUCAGCGAUUCUCUGAAAUCGACACCUAUUUCUUGCUGUGAUCGCGGUUGUGUGUUUGUGUGUGUUUGUGUGCGUCACAUGUGCGGCUCAUCUCCGGCCUGGCAGCAUGUGUUUACAGCAGGAGAUGUGUGUGUGGGUGGGUUGUUUGUUUGUUUGCAUAUCACUUCUGUAUAUCUGGGUCAUUUUCAUAAAGGGUGUCUUCUUCUUCUUCUGCUCGUUUUUAAUCGGAUAUAAAAGCGGUUUGAAGUAUCUGGUUAGAUUUCAGGGCAGCUAAUGAGAUGUGUUCGCUCCUUUAGAGAUGGAGCCCCAUGCUGAAAUGGAUCUGAUGUGAGGCCCCUUCAAAGAGGAAUACGAUCCCUUUGGCUUUAUAUAAUGUUCCUCUGCCUAGUUUCUUUAGUCUGAAUAUGAUAUUGAACUUAUUUUUAUACCUUUUGAUUUUAUUUGUCCACAUUUGCCUCCAAGAUUUCUGCUUCCUCCCAUCAAACUUCAGUAAAAAGGAUUUCAGCAGAUUGACGAUUAUAUUUCAUGAAAUUGGAGGAGCCGUGUGUCUUUCAAGAACGAGUGUCUCCCUCAUUUUGCAUAAUCCUCAGUCCUCUCUGUAAAUGGAUUAAAUUGGAACCACUUUGUGCCAAAAACAAGUCUCUGUGAAGUCACAGACGGAUCUGUUUUUGGAGUACUUUGUUCAUUUUUAGCCAACGUUACAGCGAGACUGUCGCUCUGCAGGUCCAGACAAAAUCUCUCCAGAGGAAGCAGCGGGGCGUUGGUGCUCCCAGGAGGAUGAACCUUCAUGUGUUUUAUGAUCUUUUCCAUUAUUUGAAGGAUCUUCACAGCAGUGGCUGAUCUGCUGUGAAACUAACCUCAUAUAUUCCCCAGAGGAUACACCCUGAAAGUUCUGUUGUUUUAUCUUUGGCUUCAAGAUCAAGUCCGAAUUGACUCUGUUCAAUAUUUUACAUGAUUAAAAGUUCCGGUUACAGUCCAAUCCACUUCAUAUGAGUCCACGCAGACUUCACCUUUUCUCACGUUCUUUGGUUUUCACCGAGUCAGCGCGUCUCUUUGUAGGGCUGGAUGAUAAUGGCGAAAAUAAUAAUCAGAAAUAUUUCGACUGAUAUUGAAAUCACGAUUAAUAGAGACGAUUAUUCAUUCAAAACUUGAGUUUUUAUUAAACCACCAAUAUUUAACUUUAGAUAUAACUUAAACGGUGGUGCUGGCUGACAUGCUCGCACUUUUUUCCCUUCAUCAGACGACUUUAUGACUGAACAUUAAGUGAUUGAACAAGUUGUGUGAUCGAGAGGAUACCUUGCUCAUGCUAAUAAUUGUUGGUGCGAUACAUAUGAGUCCGAGUUAGAGUCACGUAAAUAAAAAAACCCUCAUUUUUAAGCUGUGGCGGUGCAGCGUCAGGAGCAAUUGCACAUCGGGAAAAUCCUGAAGUUGGUCGUGUUUCCUCGGGGAGCAGACACGACAGCAUGACAAACUUUGCAAACGAUGUCCUUUUGAUCGACGUCCGUCUAAUUGAAGCCAAAAAAACGACGUUGUCCGACUUCUUUCUUCUCAACCAAAGGCCGCCUUUCUUUCUUUCUGCCAUGUUUUCAAUCGCUCGCUCCUCAUUAGUGAUCCAAACACGUCACACGCUUGCUGCAGCUGCACGCAAACAGAGGUGCAUUCGAAGUGUUUUCCAGAACAGGAGCUUACAUACACGCAGCACUGUCUUUCAAUCAAUCAAUCAAUCAAUCAAUCAACUUUAUUUCUAUAGCACAUUUUAAAAUAACCACAAGGGAAGCCAAAGUGCUGUACAAUGAUACAUAAAAACAAAUAACACAAAGAGCAAGAUAAAGUGAGCAGAAAUACAUUAAUGCAAGGGGAUAAAUAAGUAAAUAAAUAAGCAGGCUCACGGCAGGUGCUAAAAUGAUUAAAAAAAAAAAAGAAGUAACACUAAAACGUAUCAAAAGCCAAGGAGUAAAAGUGUGUUUCGUCAAUUAUAAUGUUUUUAUGAUCGUAAGAACUCAAAAUCGAAAUCAAGAUUAAAAUUCAAUUAAUCGUCCAGCACUAUCUCUUUGACUUCCUGUUUCGGGUGUUGCGCUGCGGUCCACUUCUUCAUUAGCUAAUCGACUCUCGCCAUGGAGACCUGAAGUGAUGACGCCAUGAGUCAAAUAAGGGAAAUCUGUGUCUCCUUUUGUGUUCUGAUAAUCAGGCUGAGAUCUUGUUCGUCUCUCAGUUAUUAAUAGGAUCAUGUAAGAGUGAUUAUGCAGAUUUCGACGCUCCUCUCCGGUUCUGAAGUCUCACCGGGCAGAGCUGGCAGCGCCUACAUGUACCAGGAUGCAUUGUGCACAAGCAGCUGUUAAGUUGGCCUUAUUACGCUACAUUUCUUUGGCUGUGUACUCUGGCACCGUUUCAGACAGCUUGAUGUCAGAGUCAGCCAAAACACUUCACUCAUAUUUUUGAGAUAUGCCGUUUUCACAGCUAGUCGUGCAGUUUCAUCGCCGGUCUACAAGUCACACAAGGAUGGAGGCUGAAAUACUGAGCCAAUUCAGUCCGCUCUUCUUUCAGGGGUCACCGACUGAGACGACACGUUUUACAGCUGCACUCCAGAGAGCGUCGGUGACAACUGCAGCGGAUUUUUGUAGCCUGUGCCGUACACACAAGCUCCACAGACAAAGAGACAUCGGGCUCUGGAUUUAAGAGAUUCUCUCACCUCCUCGGUUUGUCUGCUUCACACUUGUUUGUCUGCGUUUAUCAUAUACUAACAGGUGCAGGCGCAAUUUUAACACCUGAGUGAGAUUAGACACCUGCAGGCUCAAAGCCCUGAAGCUCAAAGUCCUCCUGUAAGGCCUGUUAUUGAACGCUGUACACUCUUAGUCUCAUGGUUUCGUAAAAAAAAACAAGCUGAAAACUCAAAAAGACUGAAGUUUUAUCAGAUCUGUCGUGUCAUGUGGAUUAUUCUAAGAGCAGAGACCAUGGACCUCGUUUCAAAGACCUCAAAUGUUCGGUCUACAGUGAACGGCGCAGGCUUUCACUGGUUUAGCAGCGAACAGCGAGUGUGCUCAGUACAGUACAGGUUAUGAGGAGGUUAAAUUAAGUCCUUGAAUCAAAACCAGUCUGCAUGUUUCAGACGGUCUCAUAGUCAGGUUUGCCUGCAGGUGUUUUACUGUUUACAGAUUUUAGCCUUUUUACUCAAACGCUCAGGACCGGAGAUAAAACAUGACUUCCUUCAUUCUUCUGCACCUCUUACCCCAAAUUUCCACCGCAUCCGGAAUGGCGGUUUCUUUCCGUCCCGCUGCGGUUCAGCGGACUCUACAGCCGAUCGCCAGGUUUCUGUUUUUUCUGGAUGCCGCAGCAUACCGCAUAAAUUCAGCACAGAUAAACCCGUGCUGGAUAGGAAGUCGGGCUCAGACACAAAAUAAAACACCAAGCAUGAGGAGAUGCUGAUUCCAGAAGUCUAGAAGUAGAUUUCCUCCUCUGGAAGGACACAAUCUACUGCUUAUAUGUCUAUGUGUCUGUCUUUAUAGAGACAACUUGUUAUUGCACGAUUGCAUGUAAAUCAGGGGGUUCUUGUGAGUUCUCACGAUUCCCGAAAUCUCUGAAAUCCGCCACGAAAUUCACCUCAAACGCAUCCUGUAGGAAUCAGCGGACGGUGAAAAUCGCCGCCGUUUCUGCAGCAGAGCCGUUUCGGAUGCGGUGGAAAUUGAGGGUUACAUUGUGUUUUGUACCCGACACAGAUGCUUGGGAGGAGUUAGAAGUUUCAGUGCUCUGGUCUUCCAGCAUCCCGAGACAGUCUGCACUGAUUGUAUUAUUAUCAUGUAUGCACCAGGUUCAAGUGUCCAACUUUCUGAAGUAUCCCAAAAUAAUUACGAGUACACAGACAUGAGGACUGAAGUAUCCACGAAGAGGGACUCUCCUUCUGGAUGGACACGUGAUUCUUCAUUCCCAACUCCUCAUUGUCUUUUCUGAUGUGGCAAAGCAGAAAUCUCCUGGAUGGAUCUCUCCAUCAUGUGUUCUUUAGUAAUUUAGGUGAACUGGCCCUUUAAAUGCCCCAUCACAUGACCACACACUCAUGUUAGCGGGUAAAUAACAGGUGGCAGAAACCAGACGACAGCCAAGACUCCUGAUAAGCAACUAAUUAUCAUUCAUAAUGUCCACUUUGUGUGUGUGUGUGUGUGUGUGUGUGUGUGUGUGUGUGUGUGUGUGUGUGUGUGUGUGUGUGUGUGUGUGUGUGUGUGCGUGUGUGUGUGUUUGUGUGUCAGGUUCAGAAUGUGAGUCAGUCCAUGGAGGUGGUGGACCUGCGGACAUCCAGAGACCUGCAGUACGUCCGAGACUCUGAGCCACUGCUGAGAGGAGUGGAUGGACGUCUGCACUCGUACGUCGCCAACCCUCGCUCUCUGACAGCGAAGGGCUUGCAGGUACACACACAUACACACACACACACACACACAGACAGACACUGAGACACACACUCUAAGACAGUCGCUGUAGGGAACAUAUAACCUUUGGUGUGAAAACAUUGAUUUCACGCAUGCCAAGUCGAAGUUUCCUGCCCGCACUCAGACACGCGAGCAUCUUUCAUGGAGGGGACGAAAUUUGUCUCCGAGCUGUCGAUGCACCGGCCUCGUGUCGGCGGUGAGAAGUGUCUCACAGUCUCAUACAGAAGGUGCCGAUAAACUGCAGCGUCAUCAAAGCUCAGACAUGUCCCAAAAAUAAAGAGGAAGUGUGUCUGGGCUGAUUAUAAAUUCUCAUAUUAAUGAGUAAAUUUACAUCGUAUUGACACACUUACGAGAGCGAGCUGGGAAGUUUGUUUUCAUCUCGCCGUCAGUGUUUUGAAGAUGAUGAGAUUACCUCGCCGGAUAAGGAUUGAAGGAAAUCUAAAUUCAUUUCACUUCCUAAAUUAGGAGUACUAAUCUGAUCAGACUUGGUGUUCUCUGCCACAACGCCGCCGGUAGACAUCUGUGCCAACAACAAAACCAGCAGCCAGCAAGAGGAAGAUUAUCUCAAGAGCUACAGAGAAUUAAAGGCUGUGGAUAUGAGGACCGAGGAUCUGACUGUUAAAUCAGCUGUGACACGGCUGCUUUAGCGCCUGCAACACAGAGAUCAGCACUUCUAAUGACACCGACUCUAUAAAGCAGUAAAAGCCUCGUAAACUGCCGGCACCUUUCCCAAUAAACACAGAUUUGAGGAUUUGGGUAAACGUGAGAUAAAUUCGACUCUUGAGCUUUCGGGUCAUCGAAGUUUCAAUGUGUUUGUGUCCUGUUCAGUCAUUUUCAACCAAAAACUUAAAGAAAGAAAGACGAUAAGGUGUCCUCUGACGUGUAAAUGGCGCAGGAUUUCUCAGUGGGAGUGGGAUUUCAUUCGAGAGGUCGGUUCAUCUUCAGUUCAGCGUGAAUAAACUUCGUUCUGCUUCGUCACGAGUCCAAGACGGAUUGAUUGUAUCCUUAAGUGCGAGGGCAAUGAUUGCAGGUCGUGUGUUUAAAGUUUGAUGUGAUCCUAAAUAAUUCACAGCUGGCGGUGUACUGUAGUUAGCGUGAUAGGAUACCACUGCAGAGGACAUUUAGUUCAGCCAAAGCUUUUCUGAAGAUGGUGCAGACUGAAGGAGAGUUGGAUAAAAAGACAGAUUCAAGCCAAAGAACAUGCCAGCUGUUUGUGAGGCACCAUCACGGAGUAAACGCUCAGAUCAGGGGUGCCCAGCCUUUUAUAAAUCAAGAUCUACUUUAAAAGUUUCUCGUCGGUUGAGACCACCAAAGCGGACCCCCUCAAUGUGCCUAAAAAGUCUGUCUAUGAAAGUGAUGAACAGUAUUGAUGACGAAGGGUAAAGCUCUGGAUAUACUGGUUUGAUCUACGUUCCUACCCUCACCUACGAUCACGAGCUGUGGGUAAAAACCAAAAAGAAGAAGAUCAAGGGUUCAAGGAGCUGAAAUGAGUUUCCUCUGCAGGGUGGCUGAGGAGUCAGACGAGGUGGCUCGGGCAUCUAAUCAGGGGGAGGGAAUCCUGGGCUUCUCUGCUGCACCCGCGACCUGACUCUGUAGAAGAUGGACUGGUGCUGCACCCUCUGCCCUAAGAGCAGAGAACACGUUUGGUUCAUUAUCAGCGCACUGUGCAAAGAAAGCAUCUGUGAUGGUAUGGGCAUGCAUAAGUGCAAGUUUGGAGUGACAUAUGCUGCCAUCCAGCUGGUGGCUUUUUCAGGGGAGACUGCAUAUUUCAUCAGGACGGAGCCACAUUUUCUACAUAUUACAGCAGCUCCACCUUAAAGCAGAAGAGUCUGGGUUCUUCACCGGCCCGUCUCCAUCCUCGACUUGUCACCCACAGAAAACAUCAGGGGAUCAUUAAAUGAGAAAUGUGACAAAGGAGACCCAAACUGCUGAGAAUCCAGACCAGAGAGACCAGAAAGGGACAACACUUUACUUUGAAACUGCAGACACUGGAGUCGGCGGUUCAUUAGUGUUUACAGUCCAGUGUUAGAAGAGGAGGUGAUGCAACACAAUGGUAAACAUGUCUCUGUCCAAGCUGAGCUGAAGUGUGCUGAAGACAUCGACAUACACCACAAAACAAGAUUCUAAACAUGUUUUUAUUGAACCUUCCUGAUAAAUACAAAAUUAAUGGAUUUUUAGGUUCAUGUAACAAGAAAAAAGAGAGAUCACAACUCCACCAAACAUCAUCAUCAAGUUGGUGUAACACCGAACCACAACAAGAUCCAGAUACAGGUGCGCAGCCUGGCAAAAAUCAGAGUCGGUUAAAUCAGGAAAAGGUCGGAACACGGGAUCAAAAAGGACAGACAGAGGUUUCCGAUCUAAAAGGCAAGAGGUCAAAAAAACACGGAAAUGUGGACAAAAGAAAAGGACGUUACAUCAGUACGAUUUUUAUCAAAGGUUUAAAUAAAUAUUAAGUACAGAGAAAACUUCUGUUUUAUUAAACCUGAUGUGUUUCCAUCUUCAGGUUUUUAUUUAGAGUCAACCAAACCUGACAGUCUAUCUCAGAUUUAUGUCUUAUACCCUAUGUUUAGACUUACGUAAAUGUUAAAUAUUCUAUAGGUAUCAUAUCAAAAGUUGUUGGUGAUCUGGACACACUCACGUCUUUCUGAAUAAGAGACUCACAGGGUCUUUGCUCAGCUCGACAUUUGAAUUCAGUUAAACACGAUCAUUGAUAUUUUUUCAGUAAUCAUUGAUAACUUUAAAGCUGUCGUCCUCCAGGUCACAUGUUAAACAGUCCAGACUUGUUCUAUGUGGAAGUUGAGGGUCAUUUACAGACGGUGUAACAGUCUGAAUUAACACUGUCACUGUAAUGUGUUAAUUAGAUUAAUCAAUUACAUGGCAAAUUAACAUGUUAUAAAAAUUAACACAAAUAGCACACUUGAGUGGCAAUUCAAUGUGAAUUUUACCCGAACACGAGCAUUUAAACUUGGUUCAUUGAAGGACCCGUACUCCACACAUGCGUCACUAGUCAUAUUUAGAGGCGUGUUAUACUUGGAGUUUUCAUUUUGAAUUGCUGUAUUGAGUCAAAUUUAGUAUUCAUUAUAAAUUGAGAGUGCGGUUAAGUACCUAUUUAAGACUCAGCCUUAUUUUAUUUCUGAAUUUUAUUUGUCUGUAUUUGUACUGUAUUUUUUUAAAGGUUUGCUGGGAUAUGCUUGACCUUUUUCUACUUUUGAAUAUCAUGUAUGAAACACACUGAAAGUGUUAUAUGAGUUUCCUGAUUGAGCUUAGAAUUUAUUUUGGACAAAAUGCUCGGACUUAGCAGGGCUCGACAGUGUGACCGUUUCAAUCGCAUUUGCGACUAAAAAAAGAUGUGUGCGAAUUGUCAAAUGUAUUUAGGGUCACAUGUGCGCAAAAAAAAAAAUCAGCCUAAGUAACAAAUAUUUUUCCUGUAAAUACGGCGGUAAAGUUAGUUUAAAGUUGGAUAUCUGACGGACAUUCUCUGAGGAUCUACCGGUGUCUUCUCACUCUCCAUAACCGGGAAUAACAACAGCAGCGCGGUUAAAUCUACUCGACACCCUCACUGUCAACGUCGGUGUUGAAUAAGGGACCGUCAAUAAAUUACUGGUUGAUGUUCUUAAAAAAGGCUGUUUACCUUCAAUAGCUUCAAUGUCAUGUGACCAAAAGACCUGAAAUUGAUUUCUACUAAUAGUACAAAGGUCAGAUGAUAAGACACACCUCUUUAUUUCCCUAACUUGUUGUCUGAACAUUUUUGUGUUAAAUUAAAAGGAAAAUUUUGAACAUUUUCUUCUAAUUCUCUUGGGAACCUUAAGCAGAUAUGAGAUUCAAAUGCGAUUAAUUGGAUUAAUUAAUUACAAAUCCUGUAAUUAAUUAGAUUUUUUAUUUCUUUAGUCGCCUGACAGCACUAGUCUGAAUUGAUUUUCUUUUCAUUUCUUUCAUUUUAUCAUUUGAUUUCCAGAUUUGCAGCCAGGUUACUUCAUCAAUACUUGGUUGGUGGACGUAAAUGCAGGUCUACUGUGUCCUCGUCUCAGUAAACCUUUUUUACCCCCUUAUGUUUGCAGAGAGCUGAUGAAAAGGGACACUGUUUGUUUUAGGAUUUAAAAAGCUACGUUCCCGAAAAAUUCAAUUCUGGGGAAUUUAUUCUUGAUCUAUCCUUUCAUGAACCCACUUCUGAAAACCCUCAUCCUCGAUACCCGCAGGAGAAUCUGUGUCGUCCCUCUCGUCCUUCACUCUUCCUCAUGUCCUGGUCGGCCUGUAAUUAUGUUUGUGUAAUUAUGUCUUUGUCAACAUGAACCUUUGCGAUCCAAAUGAGGUUGUUUUUAACCCUCGAAAUGAAGAACACAGUUUCAGUGAUUUCUGUUUUCACACAAUGCCCGGUGUGUUUGAGAAUCUGGGUUUGCAGAAGCGUAGGAUGCAGAUGCUGUAUGAAGCAGACGCAGGUUUUAUAAGUGGUCCACACUCAUGCAGACACACAAACACACACUUCCGCCUUACAGGACUUUUCCCACAUUCCCGUUAAUCCAUCCUGCCUUUCAUCCUUUUCCGGAAACUCUUCUUAACAACAUCACGGGGCUCUGGGGUCUGUUUUUAAGUUUUCAUGCUGUAAGUUUAUAUGUGUGUGUGUGCGUGCGUGCGUGUGUGUGUGUGUGUGUGUGUGGGCACGCUCGGCGCUCCUCUGGGGAUUUCACAGUCGUAAGCUUUUGCCUCUGCACCGAGAGGCAGAACUGGUGAAUAUUUAUGCGAUGUGCAGCUACACUAAGUUUAUCAAUAACUAAAUAGUAUUUCCGUCCCACGGGGCGAUGAGAACAAGGGAGACGGAGAAGAAGAAGAAGAGGAGGAGGCAAAACUGAGGGAUUAAGUCAGACGGAAAGAUGGAUUGAUUAAGAGUUUGGGGAAAAAAGGAGGAGGGAAAAGAGGGAAAAUGAAUUAUUGCAUAUCAUCACUUUCCCCUGCGGGUGGGAGGGAAGAGCAAAGGCAAGGAAGAGGGAAGGUAAAGGUUAGCUGGGGGGAGAAAAGGGUGAGAUAAAAGAGAGGAACAGGAGGGGAGAGAUUAGAGAGGUGAGGAUAAAGGGGGAGACCUGGCAGGGGAGGGAUUAGUCUGCUAAAGUGUUUACUAUCUAACAGGCUUUGACAUUUUCGUGAUUUCAAUACAUAUUAAUGAACUCAACAUGCAAAUAACCAUGUCAGUCCCAAUCAGGGGGGAUAAAACGGCCUGAUUUAUGGUCAAGCGUGAGAGGACCCGCUUCAGAGAGAGGGUUUAGGUCCUGAUUUGAGGAUAGCAGCGGAGGGAUUAGGCACAUAAAGUGUCUGACUGGCUGCCAAGCCUGUUUCCUGGAUGUGUUUUGUGCCGGUGUGCGGGGGUAUGGGAUGUUCUUAGGAGACGAUAAUGUUUUUGUCUUUGCUUUUGACACUCCUUUUAAUCCUUCUGCUUUCCGCCGUAUCAAACCCAACUCCGCUCUCUGCAUGGUAAACGCUUCUGGGGGGGAUUUUAGGGUGAAACGACGUCUGAGCGUUGAACACAAGCAGAGGAAUAAAAGGGUGUGCGGGGAGAGGCGUUUAUGUCCUUCUGCAGCAACACACAGCUGUGCCCCACAUAUAAUUCAUACACUAAAUAUUGAUCCCAGAAAAAGUCCAGCACUCUCCAUCCUUCCUUCCAUUUUAAAAGAUCAAUUUUCAUUCAAAGAGUACGCUUUCGGAGGGGGAAGGGAGGCCGCGUGCAAACAGAGAAGAUUUGUCUUCCCAGUUUAUUCUGCUCUUCUAGGCCAGCAAACUGUUCAAAGUAGUCCAGACGCGCUUUCCUCUUCUUCAUCUACCAUCUCCUCCUGUGGGAGCGUUAAGUAUUCCCAGUCCAGAUGGGAUAUGGAGUCCCUCCAGCAUUUUCUGGGUUUUCUGCUUUCCAUUUGGAUAAUGCGGUUCUUCGCUCUCCCCGCUUAUGUCUCUUCCUCACGUCUGAGCUCCUCUCCACGGACAUACAGGGAUGUGAGGAAGAUGGAGACGCGAGUCCUCGUGACACGCAGCGUUUUCGCAGUCGAAUGUGGAGAAAUAAUUUAGUGGAGGAAGAAAACAUGGUGCCCAACAAAACGUGACCAAGUGCAGACUUUGAGGUCCAGGGAUAGGUAGGAAAUCUGAAGAGGAAAAAUAGGACGAGGUAUCAGGAGAAGUCCGAGGACUUUAUAAACAUUUCAUGAUUUUUAUUGAAUGAAUAAUGAAUGGAGUUAGAUUCGUCUUUUGUGGUUUCAGUCCUGUUUCUACAAGUAGGCUGUCGAAUCUACAAAACUGAAACCACCCAGUAACAUGAAUAAAACAUCCAUCAUGUUCUAACAACAGACCCGCCGUUUCUAACACUAACCCCUUUAAAUCAGCCGACCAAUCCCUGAACAGUACGGCAUGAACUCAUUAACUAACAUGGAGUUACCUAACCCAGAACACAGAAAUAAAAACAGAUGCUUCGUUAGAGUUAACCGCAUCAGAAAAAGUUAAAGAAGCCUCAAGGAUGGAGGUGUGAAGCUCAGUGAGGUGCUUCAAACUGGUUUAAUAAAGACGAGAGACUGAUUGAAUAUAUAUAUGAGAAAACAGUCAGGACUUCUUUAACAUUCAUGUGCAGUUAGUUAUACAUUUACUAUGUUCUCCCCUCAAAAAAAGACCAACCAACCUUCUGAUACAGCACAAAAUCAAGAGCAUCAUGUCUGUCAGCAGUAAUUUAUUUAAGGACGGAGUGAUAGAUAAAGUUUGGGUGUUUAAAAACAGAUCCUUCAUUAGAUUUAACCACAUUCGAAAAAGUAAAAGAAGCCUCAUUAACCAGGGUAAAAGAAGCAUCAUGGAUGGAGGUGUGAAGCUCACUGAGGUGCUUCAAACUGGUUUAAUAAAGACGAGGGACUGAUUGAAGGAAGAUGAGAAAUAGUAAAGACUUCUUUAACAUUCACGUGCAGGUAGCUAUACAUUUACUCUAUCUCUCCUCAAGAGAAGACCAACCAACCUCCUGAUACAGCACGAAUUCAUGAGCAUCAUAUCGGUCAGCAGUUACUAAUCCAAUGACAAAGUGAUAGACAAAGUUUAGGGGUUUAAAAACAUAGCUUCAUUAGAUCUAACCGCAUCAGAAAAAGUUAAAGAAGCCUCAUGGAUGGAGGUGUGAAGCUCAGUGAGGUUCUUCAAACUGGUUUGAUAAAGAAGACAAAGUGAAUGAAGGUAGAUGAGAAAACAGUCAGGACUUCUUUAACAUUCACGUGCAGUUAGCUAUACGUGUACUACGUCUCUCCUCAAGAGAAGACCAACCAACCCUCUUAUACAGCGCACAAUCAUGAGCGUCACAUCCGUCAGCAGUAAUUAGUCCAAGGACGGACGAUUCUUCUUCAACUCUUCUUCUUCUUCUACAGGACAAAAGGAAACUGGAUUUAUUUCUGUCACAACUUUGAUACAAGAGUUUUUACAUGGUGGUUAAAUGUAAAGUUUUCAUCAAGUCAUAUUCCAAGAUAUUUAUACUCUGUGACUCUUAAUUUCUGAACCGUUUCUGAUAAAUAUGUUAAUUUAAAUCACAGAUAAUUAAGGAGAGUUUAGUUAAUUUAGUUCCAAAUCCUGAGGGGAUUUCCUGGACUAACUCUUUGCUUACGUAAACGUUCACUUCUAACUAGAUUAUGGUCUGCUGUUAGUUUCAGAUACUCUGCAGUAGAACAUGAUGUUCGUUUGAGGAAUGACAGUCCCCCGUUAGAGCGGGGGGGCCGUGUAUCUUUACAUGUUGACAAGCUUUACAGUAUUUUCUUCUACAACACAAGAAAACAUCAGCUGGUUGAAGACUGGAGUGUUUUCUUUUUUCUUUGUUACCGCUCGGUAAAAACAGGUCACUUCUUCUCCGACAUGUUUCCUUUGGUGUCUGCUUGUCAGGAGGAAGGUCUCAUGACCCCGUCCACUUGUGACACUCAAACAGCCUUCAAGCCUGUCAAGGAUAUCGAUGAAAUGUGGUCUUUUGUUAUGAGCUGUUUACUCAGUCGUCCUUUGCGGAGUAAUAUUCCAUCACACAGGAAGCUGCCAUGGCAACCUGUCAACUAGGAGAGAGAAGUAGGAACGAAUUUCCACCCUGCCGCUCAGACAUGUUCACCGCUGACUGAAAUAACGACCACAACGUUAGAUUUACCGCUUCAGAAGAGCACUUCACUGUGACCGGUGGUAAUCCACGAUAUGAACCCUGUCUGUGCUUUCCUCUCCACCCACAGGAGUUGAAAGGCCAGAUGUCCCAGCUUCGCCCCCUCCUGUCAGUGGUGGAUCAGUACAGGUUGGACCUGCAGACGCUGUCCACCCUGCGAAUGGAGCUCCUCAACCUGUCCGUCAUGCUGGCGUCCAUUCAGGAGGAGGUGGGGGCGUACGACUACGAGGAGCUUCAGCAGAGGGUCUUACUGCUGGAGACCAGGCUGCACAGCUGCAUGAACAAACUGGGUAUGUAGUGGAGGGUCAGGAGUGCACGGAGAACUAUGAAGGGGAGUUUUUGAAACAGAAAAUCCAAUCGCAUUUAGGGGGCACUUAGCAGAUUAUUCACAAAGAGGACUUUUCUCCUCACUCAGAACUGUGAAAACGCUUGUGUAAUCUCUUUUGUGGCUCUGAAAGGAGCUUGUCGAAUUGAACUGGAGCUCUGAAAUUUUUAGAACAAAAAAAGAAGAGAGAGAAGGACGUAACUAACUAGGGCAGUGAGAUUGAAAAGUGUGGAUGUAUCCCAGGCAGGGCAUGCCCUACAGAGUAUGGUAUCAAGAUGCAUUAUGGGAAUUGUACAGAGGGAUCCAGCUUUAGGAAAGUCAGCAGCCCGUCCUCUGGAUUAAAUGGUGGGAUAUCUCUUCUUAGUAUUAAAAAGUUGAAUACUUUAAAAACUGUACCCUGGACUUGAUCUGAUAUUUGUGCUCACAGUCACUGCCUGUAAAUCCCUCUAUUGUAUCAGCAUCAGUUUACAGCGUUCAGACUCUAUCUGUGGUAGACAGUCAGAUAUCGGCGCUCCAAAACUUCUCUGGCACAUCAACAUCUCCGACAGGUUUGUGUGCGAGUGAAACUUAUCCUGCAAAAUAAAAAUACGUAGAUACACCUCACGUCCUCUCCGAUAUCUCUCACAUCACACGGGUUGACAGGAUUGCUUCUGCUGAUAUCCUGCGUGUGAUCCGGCGCCUGUCUGAUCUGUCAUGGGUGUAGAGCAGUUUCAAAGCAGAGAUCCUCAGUCAUGAGUGUCGAGCUCUUAUUUAUUUAUUAAGGUCGAGGUUCAGGGUGUCGUAAAAACAGAGUUGGACAUUUUUGUUGCUUUUUGUAUAAGAAGUUUUUUUCAAAACUGUUGAUGCGGGGAGACAGGAAGUGUGAGGAGAGUGACAGUACCAAGGGCCAACCAGUGCUGUGUACAACAGUGACAAUGAGGAGUGAAUCGUAAUCAGAUUAUCUGAUUAUGAUGAUGUUAAAAAUGCGGAUGAUUAACCGAUCAGUCGUGGUGAAGACAGAGCUGAGCUGUAAGGCGAGACUCUCAAUUUACCAGUCGACCUACGUGCCGAUCCUCACCUAUGGUCAUGAACUUUGGGUAAUGACCGAAAGAACAAGAUCGCAAAUACAAGCGGCUGAAAUGGGUUUCCUCCUCAGGGUGUCCGGGCUCAGCCUUAGAGAUAGGGUAAGGAGCUCGGACACUCAGGAGACGCUCAGAGGAGAACCACUGCUCCUCCACGUCGAGAGGAGUCAGCUGAGGUGGCAUCUGGUUAGGACGCCUUCUGGACGCCUCCCGUUAGAGGUGUUCCUGACAUGUCCCACCAGGAGGAGACCUCAUGGCCGGCCCAGGACCAGGUGGAGGGAUUAUAUCUCUCGCCUGGCCUGGGAGCGCCUGGGAAUCCUCCCAAAGGAGGAGCUGGUGGAGGUGGCUGGGGUGAGGACCGUCUGGUCCGACCCGGACCUGAAUGAAGCGGAGGAAAACGAUGACGAUGUUAAAAAAAUUAGAAUUUAGUUUUGAAAGAUGAAAGAAAAACAUUUUAUUAAAGUGAAGUUUGAAGUUGUCACUGAAUAUAAAAUUAAAAUCAAAAAUCGAGUUUUCAGAGAAAAAAAUCUGGAUUUUAUUUUUGGCCAAAAUCGUGCGGCCCUAGUAAACAUGCGUCCAGCAGCCGACAUGACUCUGUCUUCAGGUCGUCGUCUGUCUCUGGUCUUUGUGACUGUAGCUUCACUUUAACCAGACUGUUUCCUGAUUGAUUCGCUGUUUUUUCCUUCGUGUUUUACUGAAAAUGUUCGCAUAUUUCUUCAGAGCAGCUGGCAGAGACUCCAGCAUGAGUCUGACAAGGUCACCCACGGUGAUAGAUAGACGAACACAUUCUCGUCUUCAUGUUUUUAUGAAAAUGGAAUAGUUUGGAUAUAAUGUAAGCUCAUGAAUAGUUGGCAGAGAAACGCCAACGUCAGCUGAAGUAGUUUAAGUUUUUUUUUCGUCAACAUUUCGACUUUGAAAAAAAAAGUAUCACCAAUGAAAUCCAUCUGCUGUGAAGUGAGCUGACCACAGCCUUUUUCAGCUGUCAGCCACCUAAUUCCUGCUGAAGCAUUUCAAGGACUUUGAGCUGAUCUUAAAGAUUAAAACUUAAUGCAGUUACAAAAAGAGAGGGGGGGUGUUUGUGGAAAAGUUUCUUUAAAAACUUUUUUCCUCAGGUCUGUGUUUUUAGCCUCCUUAUUUGUUUGAAAGUAGAUUAACACUCAAACUUUUGCAGCUUUUACGGAACAUGUCCUAUUUUGUGCCUUAAAGGUUGUGGUCGUCUGACGUCAGUGAGCACCCCGAUCACCGUGAGGGCCUCGGGGUCCCGCUUUGGUUCCUGGAUGACUGAUGCUAUGAUCCCCAGCUCUGACAGCAGGGUAGGUGCACAGCGUGUGUGUGUGUUUGUGUGUGUGUGUACAUGUGUGUGUAUACGCGGUCACAGCUUUGCUAAGCUCGGUGUUUUUCUUGAUUUACUUCUUCUGUCUCUUGGAUAAUGACUCCGGUGUGCACUCUGUCUGCAGCCUGCGCCCGUUUCCAAAACAGCUCCCACAUACACAGACCAUGUUCGGGGGCAGCGCAUAUUAAGCUAGUUGUCAAGGCGACUGUCUCCCAGUUGCCAGGUGUGAUUUAUAUCGCCAUGGUGACCCUUGGCUGUUGCCUAUUAGAGCCUUCCCCUGGUGAUGAGAUGGAGCUCCACACAGCAGCAGUAUCCCAGAUAUAGACCCGCGACUGUAGUUCAAGUUAAAACCUCACCGAGUCGGUCGGUUUCUCCUCCUCCUCCAUCCUGGAGAUAAAAAGCUUCUUCUUCUUCUUCUUCUGUAUGUGAAACGUUUCUCAAUCUGGUUUUGACAUUCAGCGCAGCACAAAUAAUGCAUUUGAUGAAAUUCACAGAGUGUACUCUCUGGAAAUGUGGUAUAAAUAAGCCAGUGAAAACACAAGACGCAGUAAUCAGCUGAAAUCACUUUCAUCUCGCCUCUCUUCAGGCCUGAUGGAGCCCCGUGGAGCUCUCUCGUAAACAAACACAGCCAUGUUUACAUUCACAUUUCCGCACACUCAAGGUGUUUUUUUCAUCCUGACGAACUUACCGAACACAUUUCCAUUUUUAUAGACGUUUUUAGUGUUUUAAUGUUUCAUUCCACGUUGUCAACGUCGAAUCGUUGAAGUGCCGAGGAGAUCUGGAGCUUCCACUCCAUGAUUGCCCUCGAUUCCUCUCUGUGAAAGCGGUUAAGUGGGCGCGUUUGACACAAAAAGUCUCUGCAGGUUACCUCAGCAGUGGGACUCUGGAUUCUGACAAGUGAGUCAUUGAGUCAUGAAUCAUUAAGUGGUGCUUGUCACGCUUAAAGAAGAAGAAAAAAAUCAUUCAGCAUUUUACAGCCACUCUUUCACCAGCCGGAAAAACAUCUCUCACUUUCGGUUUUAUUGGAGGUGGAGCGGCUGUAAAACAGUUGGUCCGUUUUCAGAGCGUCUCUGGAUUUGAUCGUAAACAGCAGCUUCCAAAUGAAUAAAUGAGAUUCUAAGAUUGCUCUCCUCUUCAGAUGUCACGUCUUCUGCUCUUUACACCAUCCAUCCAUUAGUUUCCUCUUACUUAUCAAACAAGUGGACCCAGACGUUUCUCCUCCUGAAGGAGCCUUAGGCAUCCUCGGACCAAAUGGACUGUUUAAUCCCUCCAGGGAGCUCUUGGUCCUCACCGAGUCCAGAAGUCAUCCUCAUCAAAUACGUCAACGGGCGUCUUUUGAUGCAAAGGAGCAGCGGCUCUCCACUGUUCUCUCUCCAGAUGCCCAGGUCUCUAAUCUGGUCCCUGAAGCUGCGCCCUGGAGGCUCAUUUCAGCUGCUUGUGUCCAAGAUUUUAUUCCUUCGGUCCAAACCCGAUCUGGACUGGUAGAUAGAAUACUCUAGAUACCCUCAUGCAUGAACAUGACCUCACACCGAGGAGAGCAACCCACCAUUUCACAGCUGACUCUCACUCAAGCCGCUCUGCACUGAGCUGUAAACCACCUGAAUACCUGCAGGGGGUCCCAGCAGAACCACAUCAAGAGACCGAACUCUGAGGCCCCCAUAGAGACCUUCCCUCUCCUCUGCACCUGACAAGAAGCAACCACCUCCACUGAGUCCAUGUCUGACUCUGAGUCCACAGACUCUCUCUUUGGUUUUACUGGAUUUAACACGUCGUGUGAGUUGGAGUUCUCCUCCUGGUUCGAAGAUCAGCCGGCGCCCCCUUUCCUUCACUCUGGACUGAUCCUUUCCCAAAGGACUGAACGGUGUGAUUACACAGAGUCAGACCAGAUAAGCCGAUCUACGCUCUGUCCUCCAGUCUGUGUGCCCCCCCUCCUCACACAAACAUUACAAACAAAUUAAGUUACCAUCAAGUGCUGGAAAACUCAUCUGAGUAAUUACAGUCUCUGCGAUUAAUUAAUUAAGAUGAAUGACAUUUCUGCACCGUUCAUGAGAUCUGUUACAUCACAGGUAAAUUAGUAAUGAAUCAGGACUCUCUUUAUCUGCACUUCAUUUUAUUUCAUCAGUCAAAUUAGAGGGAGUUGGAAUCAUCAGGGGACUCAUGAUACGUGAUACUGGACCCACAAAAUCACAAUAAUCCAACAACACAGUGAUUCUGCAAUAAAGGAUAUACUGCAGAGCCAACAUGUCAGGAUACAUCGUGAUAAAGGAUUAACUAUAAACUAAGGCUGCAGCACACCAAGACUCCAGUAUCACCUGAAUGUUCAACAUGUUGCAGCUAGCGUGGAAGCUAAUGUUAGUCCAACUCCGAGUACAGCGACCCACACCCAAGAAUAAAAUAGAAGAAGUUUGUCUGACACAAAAAAGUGACAGAAAUUCAUCUUUCGACAGGCCUCAGUCGCAUCAGAAGACAUACAUUCUCCAUCAUACUUGUAAACACAUACAGAACAAGAACUUUAAACCCACCCUGAGUGGAUUCAGAGUUAUGAUGAGUUAGUCCACGUCAGAAAAGUAAACAUCCUAAAAUUGCUGCACUUAACAUAAAAAACACAGAUCUGUCGGUCUUGGAUAAGUGUCACCUUGAAAAAAAACAAGGUUUUGUUUACUUAUGCUCAUGUAUUCAUUCAGUUCACUAUUCAUUUAUUCACUCGUAUACCAUUUUAAAAAAUAAAUGAUUCUCGCUGUUCUCAGGUCAGAUAUUUAAAUGCGAUUAAAAUGCGAUUAAUUGCGACUAAUUAAUUACAAGGCCUCAGAUUAAUUAGAUUAUUUUUUUAUAAUCGAUUCCCAGCCCUACUAAAAACACAGUGACCUUAAAACGGUUAAAAAUAAGAUUGAUGUAUUUGUUUUUGAGUUAAAUUCUGCAGUAUUAGAAUGGCUGUAAGUCCUGUCUGCGGUCUGUGCGUAAGGCGAGUCAAACUCUGGACAGACCCGAGGGCAUCCUCCACCUUUCCUCUCGUCACGUCAUAAAAACUGGAAUGAUGAUUUCCUUCAUUCUUCCUCCUCAGUUUUAAAAGUGAUGAGUACAUGUCGGCGCUAUCAGGCAGUCCACUGUCCUCUGCUAUUGAGCAGCUGUCAACCUUUUCCUCCUCGUCCAAUUAACCGCCGAUCACAUUUCCCUUAUUUCUGUCGUUAGCACACCCACGUGGCAUGAGUGGUAAUAACUGGCAGAGAAGCUGUGAUGAGCGCGGCAGUUUUCACAUCGAUAUUCGGCCCGACGUAUUGAAACUCGUGUCGCACGGGUCAGGACGAUGAUAAACGCCGCCCCACUCUUCGUAACGAAGAUAAGCAGGUGAAGUCAUGGCCUCCAUCAUAUUUACAGAGCUACUGUGUGACGCCCUGGUGAGAUUAAUCUGCGUUAAUUUCAUCACCUCAAGUUCUCAUGACGUCCUUUAUUGGAGCUCGCAGUCUUUUAUUACGAUUCUUACUGAGGUAUUACCUCUAAGCGAUACAUUAGAGCGCGAUAAACUUUAUUACACAGAGUAUCAAACCUUCACCAUCAUCACAGCUUUUACACUCACCCUGAAGUGGUUUAAAUUAGAGAUGGAGGUAGGCCUGGGCAUCGAUAGAAUUAAAAGAAUUAAAAUAUAUUUGUCAUAUCCUCCGAUCUUGCAUCUCAAGCAUCUUUACUAAAAACUAAAGACACUAGAGAUUAUUUCAACAUUUUAUUAACAUAUAAAGCAAAUUAAAUAAGAAACAGAAAAAUAUUAAAAAAACACAGUACAACAAAUGUAGAUAAAUACUAAAUAAUUAGGGUGACCAUACAUCCUCUUUUACCGGGACAUGUCCUCUUUUUGGGGGGCUGUCUAGGUUUGUCCGGGGAAAGUUUUUAAAAUCCUUCAAAUGUCCGCGGUUUUGUACUCAAGUUUCGAUUUUGUGUCACGUAGACUUACAGAGUUAGAAGCAUGUAAAAAAAUUUGACCCGAAAAACUCUCAAAAUUAACGACUCUGUGACUCCGCCCCCGCGUAGUUGUGUCCUCUUUUUUGGAAGUCAGAAUAUGGUCACCCUAAAAUAAUACAGUUUAGAGUCCUGAGUGUUUUUGCUGGUAUGUAAGACCCAAAAUAAACAAAUGUCCCCCUCAGGGAUAAUAAAGACGCCUUAAAUGUAAACAUUAGAUGAUGUAAACGUUGAUGAUACAAUUGAUCGCCGCUUUGGUCUGGUGGCUGCACUGCGAGUUGUAGCUAAACUGCUAAUGCUACUCGUGCCGUCAGCAGUGACAGGCUGUACAGACUCCGCCCACAUUUUCAUGUUUUCCUCAUAAUCACUCGGAAAGAACUUGUUGAUUAAACAGAUCUGUUAUCAGGGUUUUUCCUGGCUCAAAUUGAGGCAGAGGUGGCACCAUCCUGACCAUGCGCCAUGACGUGCAUAUAUUUGUAAAUUCAACUGUCUCACUUUCUUUUACAGGCAACAUACUUUAAGUUAAGAGUUCAAAAAAAAGUGUGACCAUUAUCAUGUUAAAGCAUUCAUUUAUUAAAACUAUAUACAUACACAAAUCAGCUGGCAACUUUAAAUUGAAAGUACACUUCAUCCACACAUCUCGCAACCCGACAGAACAUUUCAGCCUCCUCUUUUUCAUUCUGUAGAACCUCCUCAUGCACUCCUUGUAGUCCAAGGCCUCCUGGUCUGGUCCAUCAACAGCCACCUUACAACAGACAUCCAAGUGCCUCUCCUUCAGUCUGUUCCACAGAGGUGUCUUCACCUUAAACAAAACAAUUCAUCAUGCAUUAAGUAUUUUUGUUUUUAUUCUGAUACAGACAUGAAGAGUGAUAGUGUUUUCAAUCAUAUAUUAUAUAUAUAUAUAUAUACGCUGCAGUGUCCUCCCUAAAAAAAAAAAACGACAACUAAUUAUUUCUUAAACUAUCUAAACUAUGUUAUUUUAGUUUUAUUUAUUUUUUAUUAAUUAUUAGUUAUUAUUUAUUAGUUGAGUGUUUUUAGGUACUACCAUCUUUAAUAUAUUUCUCCUUCUCUUCUGCUGCUUUGUGAACGGCUAUCACCUCAUGUCUUUUUAAUGUGUCCAGCCUGUAGUUGGUUGAUGGCUGUCUCACUAAGGAGGCAGCAAUUGCCUGCUGUGUUGGGGCACAGUGCUUUUGGCAUAAAUAGCAAUGCAUGCCUUCCUCAGUAUGCCUGAGCCAGGUAAAUUGAUUGAGCCAUUGCUUGUCAAAGCCACUGGCUCUGUGUUUUUGAGAAAAUCUGGAAAGAGGAAUAAAAACCACGUACACGUUGGCUUUGCGUUGUUAUGCUCCUAAUUGGAAACUAAUUAAUUAAUUACCCUCGCCUCGCCGACUCGUCCUGUCCUGCAUUCUGACCCUCGCGAUCACCAGUCCCUUGUGAAGUACUUUCAGACCUGACACAAAUUUCCACGUUGUCACCACUAUGAAUUAUAGCAUUUUAACUGCCUAUUACGUUUUUUCUCUGCUGUGUUUCACCUGGACUCUUGACUUUCCUCCUUGCGAGGUCGCUUUUUAAAGUACUGGCUGAUUUUGCCUGUCAUAUCUGCAACGCUAAAAAACGGAGGAAACUUUUUUUUUAAAUAAACACGUCAUGCUUGGAUGCAAAAAAGACAAGCAGUAUUUACCUGUUUGUACCAUCCGCCAGGGAAAAUCAGGACGCCGACAGCACCAACUAGCGGGAAAAAAAACUUGAAAAAACAUGAUUCGAUCCGUUUCUUCUUCGGUAGAGGCUUCAGGUCUUUCCGGUGCACUGCUGUUGAUAUAGCGCCUUUAUAGUGGCGCAACGCUGCAACUGCAGUUAAAAUACGUUGCUGCAGCAGAGGGACAUCAUACACUCAAUCAACACAGCUGGAACUUUACGCUGUGUCGAGCGAAAUCAAUCGCCCUGGCCGGGGGCGGCACAAAAUUAGGUGGAGGCGGCCGCCACGCAAUUUUGAACGCAGGAAAAACCCUGUGUUAUGUUUCCAGUUUUUAAGGGCACUGACCGCCCACAUCGGUGUUAUUGCUUGACGUCACUUUGGAGAUACCUGAACCACUGCCACAUAACCGACGUUGAAGAACUUCUCAACAAUAACAUCUUCGGAGGAUGACUCAAAGUCACGGCUGACAUCUAUUUUGCUGAUCUCAGCUCCACAUUCGGUCGUUCUGUUUACUUCUCCGGCAGCUUACAGAAGUGAGCAGGAAAAGCUCGACUCUGAUUGGCUGUUGUCACGCACAUUUCCGUUAUGUAAGUAUGCUCACAGCUGAUCACCGUGAUCGAAUUGAAAUUUAUCAUGAUCAUUAAUCUCGAUCGGUCCUAGAUGGACGUUUCUCUUUGUGCUCCUCAUCAUCGAACCCGGACACAGUUGUGAAACCAUCACUUUCCCAACAUCUCCCCCUCUUCUAUCUCCAGAAACGCAGGUUCAAGUGAAAACUGUGGCGUCUGCAUGCACGCCCACAUGACCUUGGCGGCCUUUGAUAUUUCAUAAGGUCAAAACUGUAAGUCUGCAGGUAUUUAGCAUCUGCGGUUCAGUAUGAUGAGAGGCUUUUAUUUGCACCUUUUUAAACUUUAAUACCUAAAAUCAUAUAAAUCCAAUAUUCAAUUGACGAGCGACACAACCUGCAUUUCACAAAGGCCGGCGCACUGUCGCGCACUCAAACACUCUCAGUAAAGUCAUCCUCAUACAUCCCUUGGUCUCCAUGACUACAGAGUCUGCACAGGGUCCCAGUUUGGCAUUUAUGAAUUCUUUAUAAGCUCAUCAAUAUGGGAACGUGUGUGUGUGUGUGUGCACGUGUGUGCACGUUUUAUACUUUACACCCCCUCACACACGCGCAUUAACACACACCUGUCGCUGUAUUUGAGAACAGAUGCUGAGGUGUGGAUAUCCCCUGAUCUGUCAAGAUGUCUGUGCUGAAAGUGUGAGGAGGAGAAGAGAGAGAGAGAGAGAGAGAGAGAGAACAAGGAGGUGUGAAACAGAGACAUGAAAAUGGAAGAGGAGGUGGACAGGUAGAAGGAGAGACAAAGAGAGGAUGUAGAGGAAGAGGGGAAAGGUUGAUCAGAAGAACAAGAGUCGGGACAGACGAGGAGGAUGGAGACAGAAAUGGAACGAGAAAGACGAGAGGAAGAGGUCAAGACAGGUGGAGGUAGACAAAAGAGACAAGCUUGAAUUUUUAAAGCUAAUUAGCUGCUGUAAUCUUUCACACUGACCCAAAAGUGAUUGCUUCGUCGCUCAAAUCCACAGCUGUGUCGAAAUCUUCUUAAAAUUCAGCCAGAGAUAAAAUGAGGCCUUGGCAGUCUGAGUUUGAGGACGCCGGUCUGGUUUAUCAGGGUUCAGACUGGAUCCAGAUUACAUCAAUAUGAGGGGAUGGUCUUUUGGUUACAGCGAUGCAAGUGAACGCCAUCCACAAAGUCCAAUAUUAGAGAAUAAAUAUGAUAACUUAGAGAUGAUCCAGUUUCAUAUCUAUAAGUAUUUCUGAUUUGAUGCGAUGGGCUGAAUGUUUCUGCAGUCUGGAGGUUUUUCUGCUCGUUUUUCUUUAUCAAUUUGAUGUUUUAUUCAUUUCUCCUAGAAACUGCCUCCUGGCUUUAUGUGGAAUUAUUAAGUUACAGCAAAUCACAUAAUUAUACAGACCUGUUUAAAAAGAGCAGACAUCAGGGAUAAAAACUCUGGACUCAGAAAGAUCAGACACGGAGGAAAAGGAGGAGAGGAGGAGGAGAUGGUAGUUUUGGUGUCGUGGGCAGGUGCUGGAAGUCCUGCAGGAAAAGGACAUGAGCAUCUCCACAAAGCUUGUCAGCAGAUGGAGGGAUGAGAAGAUGAAGCGGCAGAUCCUGGGGUUGACUUUGGAUUAACUCUGACAUGACAUCCCAAAACCAUCACAGACGGCAGAAGCUUCACUCUGGAUUUAAACACCUUGGAUUUGGUUCCUCUGCGCUCUUCCUCCAGACUCUCAGACCUUGAAUUCAGAAGAAAAUAUCAACUUUACCUUCAGCUCUUCUUCUCCACCUUCCUGACAGUAUCUGAGGUUCAGGAGAGGCUCCUCAUGAUGAAGAUCUCAGGUGUAGAUCUUUCUUAAGGAUGUCCCGUGAAGCUCCUCUGACUGCAGUCAUUCCUGUUGCUUUUGCUUAUUUUCCUUUCCAGUCAACUUUCCAUUAACUCUGCUAACAGACAGCCUUCUCAGCGAUGACCAUCUGUGGCUGGUGGAGGAUGUCCAUGUUUGUCUGCUGAGCAGCUGUCAAGUCAGCGGUCCUCUUAAAGGUUUUCGUUCCAUGAUCUGAACGAGACAGAGACUCAGGGAUCUCACUCUGACUGAAUGUGAAUGCACUUGAAGGAGGACUUACAUAUUUUAAUACUUUGAUAUAGGGCUGGGCGAUGUGGGAAAAAGUUUAUCAUGAUAUAUUUUUUCACAUCAGUCAAUAUCGAUAUAUAUCACAAUAUAUAAAUUAAAAUUUAACAGUGUUUAUUGGUUGCAUGUCUUUUGCAAUAAUCUCCUGCACCUGUGAGGUCUUUGUGUCUCUUUGACGUUUUGUCGUAAGGCGUUGCUCUAGAGAAAGCCGACUGAAUGGUCGUCUGUUUCAGCUGCUCAGGCGUCAUUAGCUCCUUACUCCACUCCGUGGCGCUGCUUCAGGUGGUGAAAAAGAUUUGAGGUGUUUCCCGACUUUGUGAGAACAUGUACUCGACAUAAUUUACAGUCCACAUUACUCUGCUUCAUGUCCGACCUUAAAAACCAAAAUACCUCCACACCACCGACGUUUUCCUAACGCCAGUGUUGUGGUUGACAUUGAUGUGGUCAUCUGUUGAGCCUUCAUGGUCAUUUCUGUCGGGGGUAGCACUCAUUUUCUUUGUUUCUCACCAACAGUGCUGUCGGCUUCACCUGUUAAAGUGCUGUGGUUGGGUGGAGCUGCUGUCUGCUACGACUUUGCAGUUGGUUGAUACUUGGUUCUAAUUCAGAACAUGAUUGGUUCAGCAGAGCAACUCCCCCUUUCAUUGGCUGUUCGUAUAGUCUACCAAAACAUGGCAGAAUGCCGACUAUUGGAAAUGGAUAUUGACCAUGUUUGAUAUUGACAUUGAGGGAAAUUAAUUUUUGAUAUAUAUCAUUAUUGUUUUAUCGCCCAGCCCUACUUUGAUGUAUAUAUUUUGAAGAUGUUAUUUGAGCUAUCGGCCGUAAUCAUCAAAAAUUGAGGAUCUCAUUAUCCUCAAUCAAUCAAGAAAACAUCAGGAGUUCAUGUGUGGAAGUGACUCCUGUGACUCAAAUGAUGCACAUAAUAUCAGCUGAAUUCACCUUUGUUUGAACUUUGAUUUAAAACUUUUUAAAGUGACCUUAAAACACAUAAAGCUGCAAAUGAAAAACUGAGUUUUGUUCUUUAUAAAUCGCCUCAGAUUAUUUAAGCAUUCAAGCUUUUACUGAAGAGAAACAUAAAAAAACUGCAGACUUGGAAAAAGCAGAGAAAAACAGUUCAGCAGCAUCUUAAACAAAAGUCAGAGUUCAAGAAGCUGUAAAAUCUCUCUUUUCCCGUCUUCGCAUGUGGUGUUUGUUGUAUAAUCAACGUCUGGAGCUUGUUUAUGAAGAGCGAAUGGUGCAGCCAAACGAGGGAAGAUUACAGCUGCUGGAAGGAGAAGAAAGUGUUUUUAAAAAGAGAGAAAGCCUCAUCAGAGGAGCGAGCGUUGGUGUCUGAGAGCAAUCAGUCUGUUUUAUUGUCUUUGUGGACAUCAAGCUGAGUGCCAAUUAAACGUUGUGUUAUUGACAUCUCAGAAUCAAUUCAAUCAGCUGUCUUUGUCUCAAAGUCUAAUUCAACAGGGAUCCCAAAGUGUGGGUGCCACUGCAGGAGAGAUUAGUCUUCCUUUUGACCCACAAAAACAAAGAUAGUUUUCAUCUGCUCUCUCUCUCUCUCUCUUUUCUGCAGAGAGAAGAACUCGACUCUUUUUAACCGAGAGCGAUCUCUCCUGCCGACGCUCUUUUGCUCUUUUCUUUCAUCUAUUUCACCUCUCCUCCCUCAUUGACUUAUUAAUCCUCCAUGCUGUCAACACUCGAUUCUCCUCCUCUCUUCUCUUUGUCUGUUGCUCCACACUCGUUUAACUCAUCGCCAUCGAGCAGAUUUUCAAAGUUGCAGUUAGCAUACGGAGGCUGAUUAACGUUAAAUCCAUGUGGCGUGGAUCUCUGUGUUCGGCUAACUCGUAUUAAAGCCUGUUUAGGGUUUUGAAUACGCCGUGGGUGGAUACAUACAUGACAGGCUGAUAGAUGAGUGAGGCUGAAGCUGCAGGAACGACAACAACCAGGCAGGAGAGGAUUCAUGUGCAACUAUUCAAAUAAGACAGUGUUGUUGCUCUACUGCGUUUUAAAGACAGUAUGGAUAUAAAAGAACCAGUUAAUUUACAGGCUGCUCCAGACUUUAGGCCUGGCCCAUUUGGACACCCAGGUUUGGAGGGUUUUACAUCAGAGGAAAACGACUAAAACGUGAAGGAGUGCGUUCUGUCAGCGUCGUGUAUCACGCAGCAAAUAGGUUCCCAUUCUUAUCAAUGCAGCAUCGCAUACAGGAAGUGUAUCAGCUCCGCCGCAGCUCUGAAUCAGGAGUGUGUCGAGCACAGCUCCGAUAAAGAUAUGUGCCAAGUCUAUUUUUGCUGCUCUACACUUCGUGUCAAUCGUCACAGAUUUGAUUGUUCUGGACAGAAUGUCAGUUAAGAUGGACAACUUGGAGACAUUAUUAGGUUUAAGAGACAUGUACAGCUGAAUGUCAUCUGCAUAUAAGUGAUAAGAUACUCCUUCAAAAGCUCUUAUCAGAUAACCCAGAGGGAAAGGGCUGCGCGAUAUACAGAAAAUUUACAAAUACCGAAAUUUACGACGAUAAUCGACGUCAUUUUGCCCGUAUCGGUAUAUUCAGUUCCAAAAAAAUAAAUAAAUCAAAGUUGUUUUUGGAUGUGUGUAGGUAGGCUAUGGUCUCAUGUCCCUUUAAGACACUGUCCUACGUCAGAGACGUGACUCCAGGUGAGGAGAUGGAGGACGGUUCAAAAGUUGGAGCGGCUGAAGUAGACGAAGUUAAUGUGGGAGGGGGUGAGCAGCUUGUGGAGUAGUUAUCGUCCAGUUAUCGUUAUCGAAGUGAACUGAUCAAUAUAUUGUGAUAUUGAUUUAAGGCUAUAUCACCCAGCCCUACAGAGGGAGCAUGUACAGGGAAAACAACAGAAAGCCCAGGACAGAACCUUGUGGGACCCCACAAGACAGGAGACAGGGUCCCAACUGCAGAGACAUAUUUACCAGAAAUAACUGAAAAAGAUCAUCCAGACAAAUCGGAGGAAAACCGGUCUAAUGCUGUUCCAGAGACACCCGCCCACUGUCUGAGCCGCUGGAUUAAGACGCUGUCCUCCACGGUAUCGAAGGCUCCUCUGAGUUACUCCUCAGUUAUAAACGCCAGAGGUUCGAUUUAGGUUUAAACGUAAAUCAGCUCGUUCAAACCUUACACAAUCAAGUUAAGCUUAGUUUCCUGGAAUAAAAUCAGGGCCAGCAGCUGAAGCAAGGAAGACCAGACUUCCCUCUCCCACUUUGUCCAGUUCUUCUCAGAAGACCCCGAGGUUUUCCCAGUCCAGUUCAUGACAUGAGUUACUGCUAAGUUCUCAUUUAUGCAGAAAAAAUCACAGCGAGACUGAAGGAGAAUCAGAAAGUCAACAAGCCCUGAGGUUCCUGUCAUCAAGUUACACAGAAUAAUAUUACUGAUGAUGAAGUUUGUCUGCCAGACAGAAGUAUUUUAUUUAAACUGCUUUGAAACAGUUCAAUCCUGCAGACACUCGAUAUAAUGACACUAAUGAUGUUUGAAGCUGCUGUGAAGUUUUUGUAUUUUUAUGAAAUCGACUGAAAUUCAGAGUUCUGCCUCUUUAUGCUUUAUAAAAGAAAAGAGGAAAAUCAGGGACUGAGGAUUUUUAUCUUCUCAUAUUUUAUGAAUGAAACUGAUUACUCACUUUUUCUAAGAACCAAAACACAAAUUUAACUGAUAAAUACAGUCUACAGCAAAACAGACGAUUAGUCAUAUUUCAGAUCUGAUAACCAAUACAAACAAAACUUUAUUUGAUGUAUUUUCAUUUUGUAGUUUGACCCAAAUUCAGUUUGUUAACAUACAGGAUAAUGAGCUAUUCUAUAGUCAGUCAGCAGGGGGCGCUCUAAAGGUCGUUACACACACCGGAUCUUAACUUCUGCAGAGUGAAAAAGCGACAGUAAGUUUUUCGACCCUUUAGCGAAUUUUGCGAACAUUCGCAGGCGAACUGCGAUAUAAAUCUGUAGCCUGAUAUAAACCGUAUCGCAGACAUCGGCUCUCUGUCCUCUCCCUCUGCAAACGUGGAGUCAGCUGAUGGAGCAGUUCUUGAGGGACAUUCUGAAUGAUUGUCAGAAUUUUUUGGGAUACAAUUUGAGCUCCAAGAUCGUUGCGUGGAGCUCCCCCAUCUCCUGUCCCAGGUUCACUAUUGGAUGUACGCAGAAACUUUUCGUUAUUUAAUUGGCUUACAACCACGACCAGGUCAUCAUCACUUGAGGAUGUCGUCGCCAUUGUUUCUCCUUCUUCUCUCUCCCCCUCUGUUCUCCUGUGGUGUAUUUUUAUGCAAAUAUGUGAAUUUUAUUCACGUCGCACCAGGUGUUUAUAGGAAAAGUCGUAAGCCAAAUAUUUUGCAUUUUCACGUCCCUUCGCUUAUUUUCCGUUGUGUAACAACCUUAAAUCCUGCAUUUACUUAAUUUUUUUGGACAGCUAGUCUGACCUUCUACAAACUAUUUCAUCAGAAAAAUCAAGCGUGAACUUUUUCGUGGGCAGUUGAGUCUCAACUCUGCAAACUUAUAACAGAACUUACUAAAGUACAACCGAGGUGCAACCGAGAGCGUGAGCUGCAUACGAGGAGCAUUCAGGAUCGAUUCCACACAGCUCACUUGUAACCCUGAAUUAAACAUCUUUUCAAUCAACAUUAAACCCAAACGUAUGGUUUAGUAAGAGUGGAUCGCUUUUCUACCAAAACAGCAUCUCUUCACAAUCCAGAAUCUCCCCUGUGGAGAUGAUGCUCAGUGGGACACUUUAGUAAGAAGCUCCUUACUGUCACUGUGUGGAUCUGCAUGACCAGGUGAAGGUGACAUGUAGUGUUAAAAUGCUGCAUCACACAUUUACAUCUUUUUCAUGGUUGAAGAAAAACAGAUUUUUAAAGCAGACCUUUUCACCGUUGAGCAUCUCUCCUGUUCAAAUCAAACUCUUGCAUAUUUCCUCUGCAGUAUGUGCAGAAAUCUAAACCUUGACAGGCCUGCUGUGCAUAGUUCUGGUUGCUAGGUUAUGAGGAGGCAUCCGCUGUUCUUGUGAGAAGUUGAGCCGGGUUAAAUACCCGGGGUUUGCCUUUACAGAUGUCUGGAUUUCAGGGGCUGUUAGGCAGAAAAAAGAGACAUGAACAGGGACAGAGUUAAAGCCGAUGUUCCGGUACAGUGUCGGUGAAAUCAACAGGAGAUCAUGACGGGCUUCUCUGCAUAAAUGACAGCUGAACAGAAGUGAAUUUAACACUUUUAGGGUUCAUUUAAAUUCAGUUCAGCUUAGGUGAAUAAAAGCUUAGGUGAAAUCUAGUGAUAAACAAAUGGAUAAACUGUAGAAAACAACUACAAAAAAUCUCUAAAAAGAUGUUAGAGUAAGAUUUUAAAAAUCUGUUAAAUAUUAAAUGUCAGCCCUGACGAGUGUUUUAUAAUCUAACUGCAGACAAGAUAAACAUACAGGUGAAUGUGAGAGGUAAAAAUAACUUUUAUUUAUAAUGCACCUUAAACAGGUUCAGGGGCGUGCAGACGGCAAAGUUGUUUAGAGCGCCCCAAGAAUGGGAAACACGGUCCCCCAAUGUGCUGCAGGACCCCCUAACUCCCCACAUUUCACCCUCUACUACCAAUAAAAAGACAAAAUCACCCAAAAUAAAUACUUUAAAAAAACAAAACAAACUAAAACAAAAAUACUUGGGUUCACAAGGUGCUCUGUACGACAGGACACAUUAAGAAAAAAAAUUAAGACUUUAAGAUUAAAGUUAUUUUUUACGAGCGUUUUUCAACAGCGCUGAUUUUAACAACUCUCCUCUAAAACAGCAGCUUAGAAAAGCUAUUAGCUACAACUUUAUUCUCAUAAAUGAACAACUUUUUUCUCAUAAAUUAACGACUAAAUUCUCAAAAAAUUAAAGACCUUUAUUCUCAAAAAAUUUGCGACUUUAUUCUUAUAAAUUAAAUAGUUUUUUCUCAUAAAUCAACAACUUUAUUCUCAUAAAUUAACAACUUUUUUCUCCAAAUCUUACUCCAUCGUAGCUUUGACAUACAGAAGCAAAUAUCAGAAAACAUUAAGGAUGCAAACACAGAAAGAAGCCGAUCAAAUGUGCCCAUUAUUACAGAAACACAACAAUAAUUUAGUCCAUCAUUAUAGGAAACCAGAGGAACCUUUGAGAGCCCGUGAGAACCCGGGAACACAAGAACCCAAGAACAUGAGCCGAGACCAAACGGACCGAGGAAUUAAUGUGAUUAAAGUUUAAAAAAAGAAAGGAAACAACAAUUAAGUGGAUCUAAAAACGAUUAAAUAAAGUAUAAAGCAGCAGAAGAAGCUGAUGUAACAGGCUGGGGUCAAACAUAUUGUCACAGUAUUCUAGUAUUUACGGUAAUCGUCGUUAUUUAUUUAUCAAACAUGGAUGUCAUGAUUAAUAUUAUAGACUUUUAUGCACAUUUAUACUACGUUGCUCCACCCUGUUCUAUGUCACUUCCUGUGCAGUUUUAAAUCUCAGGUUUAAUGUAGUUAUGGUGAUAUUUUAUUAAGGUGAACAUCUGAAAUCUCUGCAGCUCUAAUAUGGAUUCAUGGUUUGGAGAUCAGGAGGUAAAAAACAAGUUCAAACAGGAAGAAGGUCAGAAGGUCUGAGUGAGUUUCCUCAUCUGUACCUGUUUCUGUCUUUCUGUCUCCGCCUCUCUCCGUCAGGUGUGGUCGAUGGACGGCUACUACAAGGGCAGGCGUGUGCUGGAGUACAGAACCAUGGGAGAUUUCACCAAAGGGCAGAACUUUGUGCAGCACCUGUUGCCCCACCCCUGGGCAGGAACCGGCCACGUGGUCUACAACGGGUCCCUCUACUACAACAAACACCAGAGCAACAUCCUGGUGAGAGGCUGAGAGGGACGCCAACAACACAGGGGAGGUUAAUCUAUCAGAUAAACAGAGUAAAAAGUGUGUGUGUGUGUGCAUGCGUGUGUGUGUGUUCCAGGUUCAGUACCAUUUCCGCUCUCGUAGCGUCCUGCUGCAGCGCAGUCUGAGUGGAGCUGGAUACAACAACACGUUUCCCUACAGCUGGGGAGGAUCGUCUGACAUCGACCUCAUGGCUGAUGAAAUGGGACUGUGGGCCGUCUACACCUCCAUCCCCAACGCCGGGAACAUAAUGGUACAGGCUUUUGUUUUGGGUACAAAUUGAAAGUGCACUCACAGACACACACACACACACACACACAGACACAUCAAAUGGAUGGAGAUAUUUAAAGCUCGGUGACUUUAAAGAGACACAGCGCCCGAGAGCUGGCGGACAAACUCAGUAAUGAUGGCUCAGUAUCAAAAGGAUUGUUGGCGUUCCUCCUCUGCAAGAGCUGCUUAUUUAUAAUCUGUCAUAUAUGCCCAUACAGAUACAUCUACAGUGGGACGGAUCAUUAUUUAAAAUCGUUACAAAAGUUAAAAUCUUGGAGCCGGACUCAUCAGUCAGCUCAGAUUGUGUUUGCUCUGGCAGACGUUCGGUCGGUCAGGUGGAUGACCUUUAGUAUCCUGAAUCCUGGAGGAGCUUCACUCUGACAGCUCACUGUACCAGGACCCUGUUUGUCCUCAUUCCUCUCACAUUUUCUUUCACAUUCAGAAAAAUAAAACCUGAUAAAUUAACUCCUUGAAUAAUAUCUGGAGCCUGCAGGUGAAUGCUGAGGAGGAGGAGGUUGAGAAGUUAUGAGCACGGCGGUACAAGGCAGCUGUGGCAGUGACAGAGCACAGCCGGAGACCUGAAAUCUUGUCGCUUUAAUAGACCGCCAAAUUGGGAGGAAAUGUUUGUCAUGGGAUUGUGAGAAUGAUGCAUGGCAAAUGUGAAAUCAGUGCAGCUGGAGUGUGCCAAAACAGCUCCCAGGCAUCGCUCCAUCUACGGCGUUACCGUUUACUGUCGGAUUGGCUGUUAGACAUAGUGGUAGUAGAAGCAUUGAGCUGAAUGGAAAAAUGUACGCCAGCAUUUUGUUCUGAAUAUAAUCCUGCAGGAGACGAUGAAGAAUGAAGAGGAGGGGUAAUAUAAUAUAACACAUGAGAGAUCAGAUCAGGUAUCAAAACAAUCUUUAUGAUAAUGAACAGUAAUCGUACAAGGUUAUUAUCAAAAGUAAUAUUUAGUAAAUCAAUGAAUUGCAGCUCUACUUCUUCUCCUGCAGAACAGACGCUGUUGUUAUUUAAUGUUUGGUGGGUUUGAGCCACAAUGGCCGCCACUGAACAUGCAAACUCCACAAAGGAGUAUUUCUCUAACAAACCUGACGGACGUUCAUCCUAAAGGAAUAAAAUCAGAAAUUCAAUAAGAAAUUAAAGAUUUUCAAUAGAAGAAGGGAGGUUAUACAUGGAAGGGAGAAGUACAGUAGGAAUAUGAAUUAUCUAAUGAUUUAUUCUUAAAUUAUCAUUACUAUAUCCCACCACAUUUAUUUAUUUAUUUAUUUAUUUUAUCUUUAAAUUUUUUUUUAUUUUUUUAUUUAUUUAUCUACUUAUUUUUUAUUUGUAUUAUUUUAUAUAAUAAAUUUAUUUCUUAUUUUGUUAUUUAUUUUUCUACAUAUUUUUAAUAUACUUAUUAUUUUAUAUAUUAUUUUUUUAUUAUUUUUUUUAUUAUUUAUCUACUUAUUUUUACUAUAUUUAUUAUUUUAUACAAUAAAUUUAUUUAUUAUUCCUUUAUUUAUUUAUCUACUUUUUUAUUUAUUUAUUUUAUUUUGUUUUUUAUUUUUCUUUGUUCUAUUAUUUAAUAAUAAUUAUUUUAUUAUUGUAAUUAUUAUGUCAUUUCGCUCACUUUUUCUUCUUUUAUUUUCUCUCCACAAUUAUUACAAUUUAAACAAAGGAAAAACGAGGGACAAUCACACCACAAACACACACACUCCUCAACACAUAAAAACACACUCGCUUAUUUAAACACAGCCUUACAACACCUUCAAACUUAAAUCAUCUAAAUGUUGUGUGUCCCUGCUUUACUGUCACUGUGUAUACGUUGUCAACCACUCAUCAUGAUCUGUCUAAUAAAAAAAAAAGACAAAUACGUUCAUCCCAAUUACAAAUAAUAUAUAUCAGAUAAAUAAUUACCCUGAGCCAAAAACUCUGAAGGUUGUAUGAAAUGAGUUGAACUCUUUUAUCGCUUUUUGUCUCUAAACACUUUCGUUUAGUGACUUUUUGGUAUGCGCCUCGGCACCAUCCCCUCAGGAAACAAACACUGAACUGAGAGCUUCGCAGUGAAUCACAAUGUCAUGUAAACAAACGAUCCUUUCUCACACUUUCUUAGUCGGAGGAAAACCGAGGUGUUGUAGCAACACUUUCACGAUAUUUUGACGAAGCUUACACGGGAAAUCCGACACUCUCCGGUUAAUAUGAAGUUUAAAUAAAAGGUUUUUGUUAGUGCUGGACGAUUUAUCGAAUUUUAAUCAUGAUUUUGUCAUUUCAUGAUCAUAAAAACAUUCUAAGCAAAGCGGAACCAUCAAUGCGCCACACAGGGAUCAUAAAAUCAAGACUUUAAACUUCGUUGUCUCAGUGGCGUCUCUCUGAGGACUCUUCCUUUCUGCUUCCAGGUGAGUCGCCUCGACCCUCGCUCGCUGGACGUCCUGCAGAGCUGGGACACGGGGUUUCCUAAGCGCAGUGCGGGGGAGGCGUUCAUGAUCUGCGGCACCCUAUACGUCACCAACUCCCACCUAGCCGGGGCCAAGGUCCACUUCGCCUACAACACCAACACCUCCACAUACGAGUACACCGACAUCCCCUUCCACAACCAGUACUCCCACAUCAGCAUGAUGGACUACAACCCCCGAGAGCGAGCGCUGUACGCCUGGAACAACGGACACCAGGUGCUCUACAACGUCACACUGUUUCACGUCAUUCGGAGCGACGGAUAGAUCCGCACGUAGGAUAAGGUAAAAUAAGUAAAUAAGAGAGCUGUAAAGAGAUUUUAACGGGACUUCAACUCACACAAAAAUGUUUAUUCACGCCAACAGGAAAACAAAAACUGUCCGUGUCUGAAUCUGAAUGACGUCUGGACGCUCAUAGCUAGACACAAACCACAUUUGCUGAAGCUGAAUUAACCAUUUUCUGUUCUCUUUUACUCCACUCGUGUCUCAAGAAGUGAUUUGGAAAGGUGAGGUUUAGUUAUUUAAAGAAAAAUAAAAUAAAAAAAGGAGCUCGGAUUAAACUGGACCUGAUGGAGGGAUUCUGGGUUUGUGAUGUGAUCGUGGACGUGUGAAGUCAGCAUGGUUGUUCAUCCAAUAAAAACAUUUCUGUCAAACUUUGUCAGGACUGUCG